CCGGUAUAAGCUCAUCUUUACCCCUUUUAGUCUUUCGCGGCAUACACGGGCCGCGUCCCAAUCCCAGAAUUGUAAUGUGCAUCCUGGCCAUUCUCGUCAAGGGUUAGUCUCAGGGUGUUUCAGAAUUUCUUCCCUUUUGUCUUUUGAGUGUUCUGGGGCUUUGAACUGGACGCUGGGACAUUUGCCGAUCUUCAGAGAAUCAGAUCAUACGAAUUGGGUCCAAUCUAUGCCAGAUGAUCAUUUCCUGUCUGUCCACGGAGUUUAUAGCUCUAUAUUGUUAAUAGGCCUACAGAGUCCUUGAUGACAGGAUAUAUAAACCAUUGAGCGUGCCCUAAAUAGUACUCGUCCUAAUCACAUCUGCCAACUACCAGCUUCACAUACAUUCUUUCCAUUCCUUCCUUCCAUUCAAUCCAACAUUCAAUCCAACAUUCACUAUGAAGCUUUCUCUGAACCUCUUGCUCCUUCCCAUGGCCCUCGGUGCCGCCAUCGGAGUCCGUGACGAUGCCCGCCGGGGCAAUUACUCUGUCUCCGGCUUGGGAGAGCGCAAGCAGGCCAUUGUCGCUGCUGGCGGUAACACCAUGGACCUUGCCAUUGCCAUGUUGGAGAACGACAAAAUGGAUCCCAGCACCUACCCCUACGGCGACGGCAAGACCGGUGACGCCACCAACUUCGGUAUCUUCAAGCAGAAUUGGAUGAUGCUGCGCACUUCCGCCUCUGAGUUCCUCGGCGAGAAGCCUGAGGACGUCAAGAACGGCGAGGUCCUGAACACCGACUUGGGCAAGGAUAUCAAGGCUCGCCACGAUGGCGAGAAGAAGUACGGUUUCGAUGUGUGGUACGCUGGCCACCGUAACGGUGCCUCUGGUCUCCAGAACCCCAACACUCAGGAUAUCACCAACUACAAGAACGCCGUCAAGUGGAUCAAGUCCCAGAUCGAGAGCGACAAGAAGUACCAGAGCGAUGACACCCGCUUCUGGGUCGAUGUCGUUGCCAUCUAA
Aspergillus alliaceus is the source of this 995-nucleotide messenger RNA. RefSeq lists its product as uncharacterized. NCBI's taxonomy places the organism in Eukaryota, Fungi, Ascomycota, Eurotiomycetes, Eurotiales, Aspergillaceae. Bases 435 to 995 code for a protein of 186 amino acids. The transcript is spliced from 5 exons. The record is from RefSeq and is a predicted model, not a curated record.